CGUCAAGGUCAACAACCAUUGAUCCUCACUUUCCAACCUUCUUCCUCAUCAACUACAUACCAACUUCCUGCUAUCCAUUAGCGGCUACCGGACGCUCUCAAGAUGACCAAGAAUCACCCUUCGCUCCGCAAAACGGCGUCAAACGCCGACCUGUAUUCCGACCCGUCACCGACCCGUCCGCUACGACACUCCUACUCCACGCUUUCGCGAGCUCAUACCACUACGUCGGCCACUCAUCGACCAAGGCCAGACCGAGUUUUGGAGAGGCCCGAAAGGUGGAAUUACGGGGGGAUCCAGCCUGAGGCUAGGACUCGUCACAGCCUCGCAGCACCAUAUCCCAAUCUGAUCGAUGUUGAGGACGACUUCUCUCAGCCUUCGCGGUCACAGAACCCGCCGCCUGUGCCUCCUAAAAUCCCAGAGGUGCCAGCUCCCCAGACAAAGAAUGAGCAGCCAAAGGGGCCGCGACCCGCGCCAUCUCAUAGCUGGCAUCCAGUGCUCACACGCGCGAAAGAGGGCCCAGAGAGGUACACAAAGCCUUUCCUCGAAUUCAUGACCGGCAACCCGACUGUGUUUCACGCCGUCGACGCUGUAGCCAAGGACCUCGAAAAGGAUGGAUACAAGAAGCUGUCGGAGCGUGAUACCUGGGACCUCAAGGCUGGGAGCAAGUACUAUGUUGAACGCAACGGCACCUCGCUCAUCGCUUUCGCAAUUGGCAGCGGCUAUUCAGCUGGGAACGGUGCAGCCAUCGUAGCCGGCCAUAUCGAUGCUCUUACCGCCAAGUUGAAGCCCAUCCCCAAGCUACGUAACAAGGCUGGCUAUGUGCAGCUAGGCGUGGCGCCUUAUGCGGGUGCGCUAAGUGACACUUGGUGGGAUCGAGAUCUAGGCAUUGGUGGAAGGGUGCUUGUGAAAGAGAAUGGGAAGAUUGUGACCAAGUUGGUCAAGCUAGACUGGCCCAUUGCGAGGAUUCCGACUCUUGCUCCACAUUUUGGUGCCGCUGCGAAUGGCCCAUUCAACAGGGAAACGCAGAUGGUGCCCAUUAUUGGUCUAGAUAACACCGAUCUUGAUGCUGCAUCGGCUGAGAACGAGGACGGAUGGAAACCCAGUGUGCUUGGUGGAGAGGGUACAUUUGCUGCCACGCAGCCCGAGAGGCUGAUCAAGGCUAUCUCUGGAGAGCUAGGCAUUACCGACUACUCUUCCAUUGUCAACUGGGAACUGGAGCUCUUCGACACCCAGCCCGCCCAAACUGGUGGUCUAGGCAAAGAAUUCAUUUUCGCUGGCCGUAUCGAUGACAAGCUCUGCUCUUGGGCCGCCGUCCAAGCUCUACUCAACUCCUCCUCUUCGCUCUCCAGCUCCUCUCAGAUUCGCAUCGUAGCCCUCUUCGACGAUGAGGAAGUUGGCUCUCUACUUCGCCAAGGUGCGCGCGGUAACUUCUUGCCCAGCGUUAUGGAGCGCAUCGUCGAAGAAUUCGCCGAUGGGGGGAAGACGAAGGGUGCGCUAAGCAGGACAUAUGCGAACUCCUUCCUCGUCUCUAGUGACGUUAUUCACGCCGUAAACCCCAAUUUCCUUAACGCCUAUCUCGAGAACCACUCUCCGCGUCUCAACAUCGGUCCCGCGGUUUCUGCCGAUUCAAACGCGCACAUGACCACCGAUGCCGUCUCAACCGCUGUCUUACAGCGCUGCGUGGACCGUGAUAUCGGUGUGCGUAAGGUUGAUCCGAAACUGCAGGUCUUCCAGAUCAGGAACGAUAGCAGGAGUGGUGGCACCGUUGGGCCGAUGCUGAGUGCUGCGACGGGUAUCCGGGCGAUUGAUUGUGGUAUUCCGCAGUUGAGUAUGCAUUCUAUUCGCGCGACGACGGGAAGUCUGGAUCCCGGUUUGGGAGUGUUUACGUUCCAGAGCUUCCUCGAGAACUUUGAGAGUGUGGAUGCGGAGUUCAAAGAGUAACGACUAUGGCCAUGAACAGAGUGAGAGCGUAAGAUCAUGCAAGCUACGGUGGUCACGAGCGGGCGUGGAUACUGUCAGCAUACAAUUUCAAGUUUCAGUUCGAAUCAUACACAGUUUAUAUGCGUAGAAGUCGUGGAUAUAUCACAGGUUACACUAAGUCUGAAGCAAGUGUAUGAGCAGGAGACUUGUUCAACGUGUGCAAGAUUUAAGCCCAAGAUCGCAUUCUAUCGGUUGAAGAGUUUCCUCGUGGGCAAUCCUCGCGAACAUCUUUCCCAUGAAGCGCUGGCCUAGUUACAUAUACCCGAUGAGCUAGUGACGGGUGGAGUGAAGACGCCACCUCGGGAGUGGACCUGUGCGCCCCGCUAGCGCGCCGCUGAAAGCGCGUUUCCACAACAAACAAUGGC
Cucurbitaria berberidis CBS 394.84 is the source of this 2345-nucleotide messenger RNA. RefSeq lists its product as uncharacterized. The coding region runs from base 103 to 1941 and encodes 612 amino acids. NCBI's taxonomy places the organism in Eukaryota, Fungi, Ascomycota, Dothideomycetes, Pleosporales, Cucurbitariaceae. Gene Ontology annotation, cellular component: fungal-type vacuole. The record is from RefSeq and is a predicted model, not a curated record. Gene Ontology annotation, molecular function: zinc ion binding; metalloaminopeptidase activity. Gene Ontology annotation, biological process: proteolysis. The transcript has 3 exons.